This is a messenger RNA of Penicillium verrucosum, 1665 nucleotides long. RefSeq lists its product as uncharacterized. Bases 1 to 1665 code for a protein of 554 amino acids. NCBI's taxonomy places the organism in Eukaryota, Fungi, Ascomycota, Eurotiomycetes, Eurotiales, Aspergillaceae. The record is from RefSeq and is a predicted model, not a curated record. The transcript has 2 exons.
AUGGCGGGCUUUGAUGAAGGAAUUCUGGAAUCUUGGGGUCCAGCAGUUUGGGGAGUCAUUUUCGACCGAUUGCAAAGUGGAAACGUCAAAGGUGGUGUGCUUCAGGUUGCCUGGCCUAGCAAAGUCGACAAGAAAACAGCAGCCCAGCAAAUCCAAUGGGCCACCAAGUUGCCUCUUGUCCAGCUCCCUCAGAAGGCACUCGAGAUCAUAUUCGACAGGAUGGUUGGUUUCUCAGUGGGAGUGCGAUAUAUGGAGGAAAAGAAGAUCCACGCUAUGCAUGGACUCGUAAGACACAAUGGACCUCUCAAAGCGGGCGUGGAAAAAUGGCUAAAGCGCCCUGGUACCGUUGAUAAAUGGAAGGAAUUGAUCCUAUCAUACACAAAUUACGAAGAUGCAAUGGGCCAUUUGUCGGAUUGCACUACAUUCCCAAGAGAAACGGACAACCAUCCAUUCAAGACCCAUCCUGCAUACAAUGCCGCAGUUCAAUGCUCUUCCUGCUUAGAGUUCCUGGUUCAAUAUGGGAUUGUCACGCCCAAUGGCUAUGAUCUAUCGGGAAGAAGCUGGCUUGAGGCAGGACUGAAUGGUCCCAAUAUGGAUUUGCUCACCUACAUUGUCAGCAAUGCGGAUCCUCAACAUCUGAUCAAACCCAGAGAUAUCAGAGAAACCCGCGAAAACCACAUUCUUCUUUCACUCGUCGGCGUGGGUGCAUUUCCCCAGUUCGUAGUUGCCCUGAACAGGUUACGUCAGGCACAGCUUGUGCCGAUCGAGGAACUUCGCACAAUCUUCCACGAAGCAGCGAUGCACGAGUUCUGCGCUGUCGCACCCGUCGCCGUAGCUGAAGCAUUAUACCAACACGGAAUCAACAUCGGCAACGUUGAGCACCAGUUCCACGAGCUCGGCGGACAACUAGAAUCCUCCUGGCACAUCGCAGCAGCCUUCAAUCCCGCCGGAGCCGAUUUUAUGGACUGGCUCGAUAAAUUCUCCAUGCUCACAGCAGAGGUCCGAAACUCAGAAAACAUGAACCCGUUAAUGUACGCCGCAUGCUUCGACGAGCCAGCCGCCAUCGACUGGCUGUGCCAGAAAUCCGAUCCAAUGCAGCCGAGACUAGACGGAGGCCCACAAGGGUACGCCUUGAUCUGCGCGGCUCGAAGCUCGUACCUUCACAGCGGCGAGAUAUUCUCCAUCAUCCUCUCCCAUCUCCCAGAGUCGCUCUUCGAUAAUGAAUACGGUAAGAUUUUCGGCACCGAGAUCGCCGAAGGACUAGCAUCGCACAAGCGCAAGCUCGCCGACCGCCGAAUCACAGAACCCACACAGAAUGUAAUGGAGCUCCUCGCGAUGCGCAAGAUGCAAGCGCUAGUCCGUCGUCUGUCCAAUUACUGGCCUGGCAGCGAAUGGCAUCUAGCGCUGAAGGCGUUCGUACAAGAUAAUGAUAUGCUUGGCCUCAUGCACAGUAUUGGAACAGGCACGCGGAUGCUUCGGAGCAGCUCGCGGGAUGGCUCGCGCACUAGAGAUAGCGCAGUUUACCCCAGAAGCCCUCAAACACGCACGCUUUCCCGACAUGAGGUACCGCUAAUGUAUGAUGAUGGCACUGUGCCGGCUGCUGUUCGCGCGGAGCGUAUUAGGAGGAAUAGACCGGCACGUGUUACUGCUCGCAUCUGUGCGUAG